Molecule: messenger RNA, 914 nt
Organism: Nelumbo nucifera (sacred lotus)
Lineage: Eukaryota; Viridiplantae; Streptophyta; Magnoliopsida; Proteales; Nelumbonaceae
Source: RefSeq, a predicted model, not a curated record
CAAAACUCUAGCUAUCUCGCUUACAGUCUCUCUGCUUUCGGUUGAGGUCAGUUCAGGUGCCCAAAUUCGCUUCCUCUCAUCUCAUGGCUUCGUUACUUGUUUGGAGGCGAGUUUCUGCUCCAAGCCUUCUCAACAAGUUCCUCCACCCCCCCCGAUCUGUCGGUCGCUCCUUCAACACUAAUGCUCAGUUGCGCGAUCAUGACGACGAUGACCGUCGCAUCGAUGUCAGCCGCCGCUCCGACGAGCCUGUUUCCCGCCGUCGUGACUACGUUCCUAGCUUCUUUUCAGGUAAUGUGGUUGAUCCCUUCUCUCCGACAAGGAGCUUGAGCCAGGUUCUGAAUUUGAUGGAUCAAUUCAUGGACAACCCGUUCUUGUCUGCAUCGAGAGGGAUGGGAGCUGGAUCGAGAAGAGGAUGGGACGUUAAAGAAGACGAGAAUGGUCUCUAUGUGAGGAUCGACAUGCCAGGGCUCGGGAAAGAUAAUGUUAAGAUUUCCGUGGAGCAGAACACCCUGAUCAUCAAGGGAGAAGGGGAAAAGGAAUCCGAGGAGGAGGAGAGCGGACGGAGGUACAGUAGCAGGAUCGACCUACCUGAGAAGCUCUACAAGACCGAUCAAAUUAAAGCUGAGAUGAAGAAUGGUAUACUCAAGGUUGUAGUUCCGAAGGUGAAGGAAGAGGAGAGGAAGGACGUUUUCCAUGUCAACAUCGAGUGAUUUGGCUGAAUUAACCUGACGAAUUAUCGGUAGUGAGUUUUUGUAGAAAUCUUCUCUUUACUUCUGUCGUCAGUAGUGUAGACAUUGAGAAGAGUUUAUACUUAAUGGGGAAUUGAGGUUUCUGCCUUUUUGGUUUUAACAGCGAAAUGUAAAGUGGGUCUUGUGACAGAAAUGAAUAAUACUUUGGUUUCUUUCUUGGCUUUA